UGCAAAGAAAUGAAGUUUGCGAAAUGGACGUUGAUGAUGAUGUCGACAGAUUAUCCAUUUUCAAACCGAAAGGGCGACCUAUAGGUGCUUCUCGGAACAGAUAUCUGGAUGAUGCUGAAUAUAAUGCUGCCCGAAGCUAUAUCCUUCUGAAUUGCACUGAAAUCGAACCUUUCAGAGAAGUUUUUGAAGGCGAGUUGUAUGAAAUCAACCCCGAAAUCACACAGACCGAAGUUGUAGUCAAGUUGGAGAGUGAAUUCGCCUUUUGGUUCGAGCAAUAUGUGAAAGACCAAACUGUCUGUACCAAUCCCUAUAUUCUAAGUCUUGCAGAAGGACCGCUUAGAUCUGUCAAAACAUUCAAGGGGUAUUGUGUGAACGGGUUUAAAUUCAAUACUGAAGAAUAUGGGGAGGAUCGGGUUACAAUGAAUAGCGGAGUUUGUGUAAAAGGAUCACUCUACGGUCCGGCUGAAAGCGACUUUUAUGGAGUGUUGACUGACAUUAUCGAGUUAGAGUAUCCAGCUCUACCGAUAAAAAGGACGGUCUUAUUUAAAUGUAAUUGGUUUGAUCCUACGAAAAAAGUUGGUAUGUUAGCCCAUCCUCGGUAUAACAUAGUGGAUGUUAAUCACAGAAAGAGGUACAACAAAUAUGAACCCUUCAUUUUAGCUGAACAGUCCGAUCAAGUACAUUACUUACCUUAUCCUAGCAAAAGGCGAGACAAAAAAGACUGGUGGGCAGUAUGCAAGAUAAAAGCUCGCUCUGAGAUAGACAUGCCUGCAACAACUGUUCCAGCUUUCCAAGAUGAUAGUGCAGAUCAUCUGCUCGAUGUCAUAACAAAUGAAGAACCGACAAAUUUAGUUGAUCCGAAUGGCGAGGCGGACGAGGCUGCAUUACACAACCCUCCAUUAGUGGAGACGGAAGAUGAUUAUCCACCAUCUUCGUCAGACGAUGAAGACAUUGUAGCGGCAGAUAAUAUAGAAAUUGCAUGAUUCGUUUAAGUGUCAUUUAUGUAGAAUUUUGACUUUUAUUUACAUUUGUUGAUGUGGUAACUUUAUUUUGUUAAUAAAUUAUGUGUUAUGGUUU
Mercurialis annua (annual mercury) is the source of this 1077-nucleotide messenger RNA. RefSeq lists its product as uncharacterized. Bases 24 to 983 code for a protein of 319 amino acids. The record is from RefSeq and is a predicted model, not a curated record. Lineage: Eukaryota; Viridiplantae; Streptophyta; Magnoliopsida; Malpighiales; Euphorbiaceae. The transcript has 3 exons.